AUGACCAUGUUGGCUCGCUCAGCACUGCGUACGGCACGCUCCGCCGCUGCCACGGCCCGCAAUGCCUCCAGCAAACCGCGCUUUGCCUCGACAUCGAGCUCUGCCGACGGCGCCGCCUCGGCAUGGAAGAACAACGCCCUCCCCGCAGGCGCCACCAUCUUCGCCGUUGGUUCGACUGCCUGGUACUGGCAUCUCUACGGACGCCAGGUUGAUGCCAUGACCCCAGCCGAAGAAGGUCUCCACCCAACUCAAUACCCGUGGGAGCACGAGAAGUGGUCCAAGACCUUCGACCAUGGAGCUCUCCGCCGUGGCUUCCAGGUCUACCGUGAGGUCUGCGCCUCCUGCCACUCCAUCUCCCGUGUGCCUUACCGCGCCGUCGUCGGAAAGUUCAUGACAGUCGAUGAGGCCAAGGCGCUCGCCGAGGAGAACGAGUACGACACAGAGCCCAACGACCAGGGCGAGAUUGAGAAGCGCCCCGGAAAGCUCUCCGACUACAUGCCUGCCCCCUACAAGAACGACGAGGCCGCCCGCGCUGCCAACAACGGUGCUCUACCCCCCGAUCUAUCGCUCAUGGUCAAGGCCCGCCACGGCGGCUGCAACUACAUCUUCAGCUUGUUGACUGGUUACCCCGAGGAGCCACCUGCCGGUGCCGUUGUCCAAGAAGGCCUCAACUUCAACCCCUACUUCCCCGGUACCGGAAUUGCCAUGGCCCGUGUUCUGUACGACGACUUGGUUGAGUACGAUGAUGGCACCAAGGCUUCGACCUCGCAGAUGGCCAAGGACGUGGUUGAGUUCCUCAACUGGACCGCUGAGCCUGAGAUGGACGACCGCAAGAAGAUGGGCUGGAAGGUUCUCGCUGUCACCAGUGUUCUGUUCGCGCUCAGUGUUUGGGUCAAGAGGUACAAGUGGGCACCGCUAAAGACACGGAAGAUUGUCUACCAGCCACCACAAAACAAGAGCAUCCUCGACCAACUCCCCAAGCCAAACAACUCUGGCAAGACGAACCAAUAA
Messenger RNA from Alternaria postmessia, 1011 nucleotides. RefSeq names its product cytochrome c1 (gene CYT1). Gene Ontology annotation, biological process: mitochondrial electron transport, ubiquinol to cytochrome c. Gene Ontology annotation, molecular function: heme binding; electron transfer activity. The transcript has 5 exons. Bases 1 to 1011 code for a protein of 336 amino acids. The record is from RefSeq and is a predicted model, not a curated record. NCBI's taxonomy places the organism in Eukaryota, Fungi, Ascomycota, Dothideomycetes, Pleosporales, Pleosporaceae.